Messenger RNA from Selaginella moellendorffii, 681 nucleotides. RefSeq names its product oxalate oxidase 1. The record is from RefSeq and is a predicted model, not a curated record. Gene Ontology annotation, cellular component: cell wall. Gene Ontology annotation, molecular function: manganese ion binding. The transcript has a single exon. The coding region runs from base 1 to 681 and encodes 226 amino acids. NCBI's taxonomy places the organism in Eukaryota, Viridiplantae, Streptophyta, Lycopodiopsida, Selaginellales, Selaginellaceae.
AUGGCAGCGUUGUUUUGCUUCGCAGCCUUGUUCUUGAUGACCUCCCUCUCGCCACUGCAAGUUUCAUGCUCGGAUCGUGAUCCACUCCAUGACUUCUGCGUCGCGGACCUGUAUUGUCCGCUGCUCAACAACAACGACUACUCGUGCAAGCCAUACCCCAACGUGACGAUCGACGACUUCGUCUUCAGCGGGUUGCUCACUCCUCUGGAUCCCAGCCAGAGCACGUCCGGAGCGAUCGCCACUCCAGGCGACGUGAACACGUUCCCGGGACUCCACACGCAAGGUUUCUCCUUCGCCCAGCUCGACUUUGUGGAGCGCGGGCUCAUCUCCCCUCACACACAUCCUCGGGCCUCCGAGUUCGUGUAUAUCCUCCACGGGGACUUGUAUGCGGGGUUUGUGGACGCGGGUAACCGGGUAUUCGCGCGAGUGUACCACGCGGGGGAGGUGAUGAUCUUCCCGAGGGGUCUCAUCCACUGGCAGCUCAACGUUGGACGCGGGAGAGCGUCGGCGCUGGCGGUGCUCAACAGCGAGAAGCCGGGAUUUCAGAUCAUAUCCUUGUCCAUGUUUGGGAGUGGCAUCGCGGAUGAAGUUCUUGAGAAGACGUUCCGGUUGGAGGCCGAGACCGUGGACAGGCUCGUCAAGUUCUUCACGCCCAUAGCUCAAGUCGUGAAAGGGAACUAG